Parascedosporium putredinis is the source of this 165-nucleotide messenger RNA. Lineage: Eukaryota; Fungi; Ascomycota; Sordariomycetes; Microascales; Microascaceae. The record is from the annotation of a GenBank genome assembly.
AUGUCGCGCGGAAACCAGCGUGAGAAGGCCCGUGAGGCUAAUCUCAAGAAGCAGGCCGCUCAGAAAAAGGGCAACAGCAUGAGCGGUUCUCAGAUGCAGAGCGCCAAGGAGAGUGCCGCGGAAAUUAUGCGCCAGAAACAGGCCGCCGGUAAGCCCAUGCCCUGA